AUGACAUCCCCGACCCGUCGAGGAAAUGCAUCCGAAUUCGCCGGCAGAUACCAGACCUUAUUAGAUGGGUUGACAAUCAGUGCUGUCUCUGUGACUGCCGGUUGCGGUGCAGUAACAAGCAGGUUUUUCGCCGAGAUUUGCGGCGUCGAUGGUACCGCUGUGCCAGCCAGAUUCGGUGCAGGAGCAGGCGGGAUUAGGUUACAAACCGCGAGCUGUUGCAUCGCUGCUGUGACGGCAGAAUUCGGUGCAGGAGGAGGUGGAAUCAAAUUGCUCGCCAAAAACUUGGCCGAUGAGGCUACCGCUGUGCCAUGCGGAAUUGGUGUAGGAGCAGGCGAGACCAGGAUACCAUCCGCAAGCUGCGGCGUCGCCGCUGUACCAACCAGAUCCAAUGCAGAAGCAGGCGGAAUCAAAUUGCUCGCCAAGAACUUGGCCGAUGAGGCUACCGCUGUGCCAUUCGGAAUUGGUGUAGGAGCAGGCGCGACCAGGAUACCAUCCGCAAGCUGCGGCGUCGCCGCUGUACCAACCAGAUCCAAUGCAGAAGCAGGCAGAAUCAAAUUGCUCGCCAAGAGCUUGGCCGAUGAGGUGGCCAUUGUGCCAGUUGUGAUCGAAGCAGGUACAUGCAGGACCUGCUUGGUCCCCGAAAACUGGGCCGUUGGGGCUACCGCUGUGCCAGUCGAAAUCGACGCAGGAGCGAACAGGUUCAGAUCGGUCGCCAAGAACGUGGCCGUUGAGGCUACCGCUGUGCAAGUCGAGAUCGACGCAGGUGCGGACGGGUUUAAAUUGCUCGCCGAGAACGUGGCCGUCGAGAUCGACGCAGGUACGGACGGGUUCAGAUCGGGAGCCGAAAACUGGGCCGUUGAGGCUGCCGCUGUGCAUGUCGAGGUCGACGCAGGUGCGGACGGGUUUAAACUGCUCGCCGAGAACGUGGCCGUUGAGGCUACCGCUGUGCAAGUCGAGAUCGACGCAGGAGCGGACGGUUUCAGAUCGAGAGCCGAGAAUUGGGCCGUUGAGGCUGCCGCUGUGCCAGUCGAGGUCGACGCAGGUGCGGACGGGUUUAAACUGCUCGCUGAGAACGUGGCCGUUGAGGCUACCGCUGUGCAAGUCGAGAUCGACGCAGGUACGGACGGGUUCAGAUCGGGAGCCGAAAACUGGGCCGUUGAGGCUGCCGCUGUGCAUGUCGAGGUCGACGCAGGUGCGGACGGGUUUAAACUGCUCGCUGAGAACGUGGCCGUUGAGGCUACCGCUGUGCAAGUCGAGGUCGACGCAGGAGCGGACAGGUUAAAACUGCUCGCCGAUAACGUGGCCGCUGAGGCUGCCGCUGUGCAAGUCGAGAUCGACGCAGGAGCGGAUGGGAUCAGAUUGGUCAUCGAGAACUUGGCCGAUGAGGUUGCUGCUGUGCCAGUCGAAAUCAAUGUAUGA
This is a messenger RNA of Culex quinquefasciatus (southern house mosquito), 1419 nucleotides long. RefSeq lists its product as uncharacterized. NCBI's taxonomy places the organism in Eukaryota, Metazoa, Arthropoda, Insecta, Diptera, Culicidae. The transcript has a single exon. Bases 1 to 1419 code for a protein of 472 amino acids. The record is from RefSeq and is a predicted model, not a curated record.